CGCCGGCGAGGGAGAGGUGGUCAUCGCUGGUUAGAAAGGAUGUUGGUAUCAAGGUGGUGGUGAUUGGUGGCAAGAGGGAAGAUGGUAGUGAAGUACUAAAGGCAUGAUGGUCCAUUAUUUGAAAUGUUGGUGGUAAUGAUAAAUUUUAUUGGCGGUAUUUAACACCUCUAUGAUGGCAAGAUAGAUUAAUAGUCAAAGGUGGAUUACAAUGUUGCAAGAGGUAGCAACUAUGUAGGGGUAGUUUUAAAAUAAACAAAAACUAUUAAAUAAGUGAAAAAUACCAUUAAAUGCAUUACACCUUGGUGAAUAUAAUUUUUUUUUUAACAAAAUAUUUGUUUGUUUGUUCCUUUUUUUUUUUUUUUUUCUAAGAAGGUUUCCAUUAAAAAAAAUAAAUUUGUAAUUCGAGUAAACAUUAAAUAAGGUCAGGACUGCAGGAGGGGUAGUGCAACUGUGCAAAUGACAGAACUAAAAAAAUAAAGAGUUCAUCUAAGUUUACAGUCGUAACUUCGAAGUCAGCUGCUGGGAGUUCUCGCAUCGUUAAUCUUACAGAGUUCCACUCUCUCUCCUUCGCACAAACAUAGAGAUACGAGAGUGAUGAAGCCAUUAGGUUGGUGGCUGAUGUUGGUGGGUUCAUUGCGUUUAGCGUCUGUUUGGUUUGGCUUCUUUGAUAUUUGGGCUCUUCGUCUUGCUGUUUUCUCACAAUCUGACAUGACUGAAGUUCAUGGGAGGACCUUUGGAGUUUGGACUCUUCUGACUUGCACACUCUGUUUUCUUUGUGCUUUUAAUCUUGACAACAAGCCUCUCUACCUGGCAACAUUUUUAUCGUUCAUAUAUGCUCUUGGUCAUUUUGUGACUGAAUACCUAAUCUAUCACACAAUGACGAUAGCAAAUUUAUCAACUGUUGGCUUCUUUGCAGCAUUCCUAUGCACUUAUGUUUGUAGAAAACGUUGUCUAAUCAACCUCUUCACUUUUUUUAACUUUGAAGUAAGGUUCUUGAUUGUGAUAUUGAUACGUUCUUCAUUGCUAUUGGCUUUUUUAAGUUUACUUUUUGUAUGGUCUGCCAGCUGCCUCAUCCAUGUUAACAUAGAGUAAUGUAGGAGAGGUCUAUCUAUACAUUUACAAAGCCUGCUAUAAGGAUUUGUAUACUUUGGAUCCUUUAACAUUACUUGGGGUCUAGAGUAGGGGGUUUCUGCUUUUUGUUUUGUUAUCCCUCCUUUUCCUAUUUCUCCACUCCUUGGCAUGUGAUAUAGAGAAUUUGGUGUGCUAACUUUUAAAUUUGAAAUAUAGUGAGCAUGCCAAGCAGUGACACCCAUAUCAUAUACUAAAAAGUGGUAGAAUUUUCAAACAAGCACUCGUGCCAUACGCCAUUUGACAUUUACCUAUUAAGAUGCAGGACGUCUCAAUUGACAUUAGAUUAGCACACCUGAUUGUGAGAAAUGUCUCUAGGUAGAAUUAUUUGCAAGAUAAGGACACAAAAUUAUUUUGUUUGAUGAUCGCAUACUGACUUAAUGUCUGCUGACUCUGGAGUAUGUAUUUUAUAAAUUAAGCUGAUUUUACUAUAUUAUCCUUUCUUUCACUAUAUAAAUUUUAUUUAAACUCUGUUUUUUUUUUUAAAUUUUUUUUUUUUUUCUGUUAUUAUUUUUUUUUUUAAUAGGCGGUUCUCUUUGUAUGGUUCGUAGUUUCUAUUAGAUUUUUAAGCAGUUGUCUUCACAUUGUUAUUUUGCACUUUGUUGCCUUAUACAGAUGAGUUUGUCAUUUUGUGAAUGCUCAGAAUCGGAAGACGUGCUUGAAAUAAAGCUUUGAAAAGUAGAAAAUCAACCAGCCAUCAUAUUUGUAAGAAAGAUUUUUGAGGUCAUUUUUUCCACUGUCAAUGAUGCUUCAAGAGUAUGUAACGUUUUAGCCAAACAGUAGUUUUUUCUUUUACUAUAGCUGUCUAAGUCCUUAGUAUGAGUAGUUUCUUAGGUUUUGUUUUUUAGGUUGAUAAAAAAUAAGCAAUCACAUGGAAUGUACUCUGCUUAUUGUGAUUGAAGUCAUGGUGGUUUAUCCUACUCAAAGGAGGUUCUCUCAAUAAAGGCAUAGCAAAUUAUCUUUACUAGUUGAAGCUUAAGGCCAUCAA
Chenopodium quinoa (quinoa) is the source of this 2116-nucleotide messenger RNA. RefSeq names its product ergosterol biosynthetic protein 28-like. The coding region runs from base 595 to 1092 and encodes 165 amino acids. The record is from RefSeq and is a predicted model, not a curated record. Gene Ontology annotation, cellular component: membrane; endoplasmic reticulum. Gene Ontology annotation, molecular function: protein-macromolecule adaptor activity. Lineage: Eukaryota; Viridiplantae; Streptophyta; Magnoliopsida; Caryophyllales; Amaranthaceae. The transcript has 3 exons.